This is a messenger RNA of Patella vulgata (common limpet), 5905 nucleotides long. Its product is annotated as zinc finger protein 184. Bases 257 to 2695 code for a protein of 812 amino acids. Gene Ontology annotation, cellular component: nucleus. Gene Ontology annotation, molecular function: RNA polymerase II transcription regulatory region sequence-specific DNA binding; DNA-binding transcription factor activity, RNA polymerase II-specific. The transcript has 3 exons. Lineage: Eukaryota; Metazoa; Mollusca; Gastropoda; Patellidae. The record is from RefSeq and is a predicted model, not a curated record. Gene Ontology annotation, biological process: regulation of transcription by RNA polymerase II.
AUGUUUGCGUUCCAGAAAGAAUAUCGUCUGUUUGUUGACGUUUCAUAUUUUUGUUGUAGCUCAUGUUGCACUGAAUCGAACGCGUUGUCAGCUAAAUUGUUAGUAUCGAUGAUAGCUGAAUGUCUAUUGCUAGCAUACGGUGUUAAUUGACCCAGGUUAGUUCGUGAAAUGAAAGCUGAUUACUACCGGAUUAGAAUGAAUGGUAAUGUUGGGCAGUUAAAAUUGAGAUAUUUACAGCAGUAAAUAAACAUUAGAUAUGUCUUGUGACGAAUCCUUUGUUUAUAUAGACUAUGCAGAUGUCGUACCCAUAUCCAUUAAUCAGAUAUCCAGUCCUCCACCUGCCGGUUAUAGAGUUCCUGAAAGCGAGUCUUGCAUUGUUAUAGAUGAUGAUGGCACUGGACUCAAAGAUCACAGAACGAAUAUACCCAGUAUAUAUUGGGGAGGUGGUCCAUCCAAUAGCCAUAAUCAAAUUCAGUCCCAGUCAGCAAUCACUAAAACUAGCAAUAGAAAUAAUGAGGAGGAGGAUUGUGUUAUUGUGGGCGUGUCCAUCGAAGAUGAUAACUCAUCAUGUAGUUCUUAUCAACAUUUACCUGGCUUGAGUGGAACGGGAACUGAAUCCGUUUGUGGACCUCUAGGUAUAAUGCAAAAUAGAUAUGCCGCUCGAGAGGAAGAAGAAUCUGAUCUAGGAUAUUGUGAAGGUGAAAAUAGUCCAAUAAACGAUGGACCAAUCAUUUGUGAUGCACCAACCCCUUCCUGUGAUGCACCAAGUCUGACUUAUGAUGAACCACUCCCGUCUUCUAAUUUCAGUUCUAUAGCUAAUGAAACUGAGGGUGGUUUUGAGCCUACACUGUCGUUCACCAGGAAACCAACUCGUGGACAUAGAAGACCAUUUUAUUGUCCAGAAUGUCGAACUGUAUGUUUCGAUUAUCACGAACACGAACAACCUGAUGAAGAUACCACCAACAUGCCAAAGACAAAAAUUUAUUCAUGCAAAUUUUGUGGACAAACUUUUGAUAAGGCUGGCGUAUUUUUACGCCACUGUCGAAACUGUGAGUAUCGUACCCAGUGUCAGUAUUGUGAAUUGGUUUUGCCCGAUAAAAAAAGCUUAGAGGAUCACUUGAACUAUGUGCAUAAUGAGCACGAACACCCGGAAAUGCCAGAGAACCCUAGUCAAAAUAUUGUUAUGGAAGAACACCCAGUUCCUCAGCAGACUGAUGAACUUCCAGAGUAUGAGGAUGAGGAUCAAUCCAAACAAUCAAAGUCUGGAAAGGAAUUUAAAAAAUCAAACCUCCCUAGUAUUUCAUUAUCCACUAAGAACUCAAACACCCGAAAGCCUAAGUCUAGUGUGAAAUACACCUGUGAAUAUUGUGGCCGUAAAAUGGUUUAUUUAUCAACUUACCAGAAACAUCUGAAAACUCACAGGUCUAAAAAACAAAAUCCAUCGAGUACCUGUACGACCUCCUCUGAACAACACAGACAGAAUAACAAAGAUGUUGGUCAAAAAACACAAAGAAAAGCUACUAAUUCAGUUCCUAUAGUGGAAUCUACAAUAAAAUACACUUGUCCUCACUGCAGUUUUGAUGCAAAAUGUUCCGCAAGUUUCAGAAGGCACCUUAAAAUUCAUGAUGGGCAUAGUACAAAUCAAGAUACAGCCACUUCUAGAUGUCCUGAGAGUUCCUCAGAAGACGAAUGUAGAAUUAUUGAAUGCCAGCUUUGUAAACUAAUUCUGCCCGACUCAAACAGUCUAAACGAACACUUCCAGAAAGUCCAUAAUCCGAACUCUGAAGAACAACAAGAAGGUUUCAAAGAGUUUAAUGUUGAACCCCUUGAGAGCAACAAUGAAGUGACAAAUGUUCAGGAACACCAAAGCACAAAUCCAAUGUUAUCAGUGAAAUACACAUGUCCACAUUGUGAUCUGGAAGUGAUUAAUUUAACAAAUUUCUACAGUCAUUUAAAAACUCAUGUUGUUAUUACAGAAAACAAAAUUAAAAAAGAACCCAAGAGGCAGUUUUUUGAGUGUUCUGAAUGUGGUUUGAAAUUAACCUCUCUCACAAAUCUCAACAGGCAUACCAAAGAGCACAAAGUCCUCCCAAUUACAUGUAAUCCAAAUGAGCCCUCCUCAAAAAGGCUGAGUAAAAAAUAUCAGUGUCCGGAAUGUGGAAUAAAAUUGACCUCUCUCAAAAACUUUAAAAGACACAGCAAAACACAUGCAAAUCUUCCAAAAACUGAAAAUCAACAGGUUAAUAAAAAACGAGGUAAACAGUUCAAAUGUUCUGAUUGUGACCAGAAAUUAAGUUCAUUCAAGAAUCUCAAAAGACACCUAAAGAGUCAUCAAGAUCUUCCAAAACACGAAAAUCAUUCUACAAAAAAGAAAAAGAAAAAGUUUGAAUGCAUAGAGUGCGGGAGAACAUUCAGUGCCUUUAAAAACCUUAAGAGACACCAAAAAACGCAUUCAAGGGACAUGGUUGAUGACAUUGAUGAAGAAUCAUUAGAUACAAAAAUCAUAGAUGAUUUGGAACAGGAUAAGCUCAAAUGCCCUGAUUGUGGACGAGGCUUUUGGUAUGAAAUAAAUUUAGAACGACAUCGUGCAGUUCAUUCUGAUAAGACAUUAUAUCGUUGUCAAGUUUGCUAUGUUAAUUUUGUGAAACAGGAACAUUUACAGGACCAUUUUGAGAAGUUUCAUUUAGAUGAGUGAAAAAAAGUUAAUGUUACUGUGUAUAUGUACUGGUAUAGCUCUGAUAUACCUUAUGACAGAAAACUAAAAUCACUUCGAUUGUUAUUUGAAUCGAUUGUUACUUGAAAUCGAUUAUUACUUGGAAACCGUUGUUUUUUUUAAUCCAUUGUUACUUAAAAUCAAUUGUUACUCGGAAUUGAUUGUGUGACAUGUACUUAAAAUAGAUUGUGAUUGUGUUACUUAGAAUAGAUUGUUAUUAUAUGUUAAAUAAUAUAGGUUGUGACUUCUUUGUUACUCUUCAUAUCUUGAUUAAAAACUCAUCUUAUCAAAAUAUAUUUCAAAAAUUGUCAAAAAACUUGGAACCAGUGAACUUUUUGUAUAGUUUUGUAUGUGCUUAAUGCAUUUUUUUGUGGAUUUGGUCCUAUACAUGUACAUGUAUAAAUGGCAUAUAAUAUGGCAAUUUGACAUCCGAAAAGUCUUCAGUAAUCACAUUACAUAUACUUCCAAUUUUACACUUACCUAGGGUGUUUUUUGUCCUGUUGGUUAAUGAUACACACCAUUAAAUUUGUUUAUAAGAGAGUGAGUGUGUGAAUGUGUGUGCAGGUUAUUCGGUCUGUUAUUUGUGCAAGAAAUAAAUUCAUUUCCAAGCCCACCUAAUCUCCUGGGUUUCCUCCUUCCCUCUUCUGUAAAGACCCCUUCAAGCAAAUUAUUGAAAUAGUAUCUACAUGUACUCUCUAUCCAUACCCCUCCCCCCUUUUUUGGAUUGGUACAUGUACAUGUAUCUUUACUCUUUACUUUCUUAUCAGCUUGAAAGACAAAUCACAAGCCAGUUUAAUACUUUGGAGAUCCCAUUUCUUGUGGUUGCAUGUUUCAUUUAUAUUUUUAUAUAUAUAAUUUAAGGCCCAAAGAAGGACCUUCAAUAAUUAGAUUUAGCUCUUACACAAUGCCUGUUUAAGUAAUGAUUUUACACUCCUUUUUUUUUGAUAUAUGUGAGAAAGCAUUUACCUGGAUGUACAUGUAUAUAAUUAUGUUUUAUAUAUUGAAUUUCUUUAAUAAUGGUUUUGUUUAUACAUGUACAUGUAUUUCUGAUUGUUACUCCCUGGAGCAUAAAACUCAAAUCUAAGUUGGAAUUCUGACAUGGGCUAAGUAGAAUUUCAGGAUUUUUCAAACCUAGUAAGCCCCCCCUGUUGCCUAGUCAUUCGAAUGGGAGCAAACACCUGAGGUCAAGCCAUGUAUAGAUUGGCAGGCACAAAUAUUUGAGAGGUGGUAGGGAACUGUCAUUUUGACUAAAAACGGGCCAACAAGGAAAGUAUGCCUUGUCGUUCAAACUGAGGCACAUCUGUGUUUAUUUUAUGUACAGGUAUAAGAACCAUCAGCCAUUGGGAUACGAUGAAGGUUAUAUUUACAUAUUCAUCAGGGUUCUUAAUCCAUUUUGAAAUGAACCGACCAGAACUGUAAUAUUCCUGAUUAAAUUAUUGUGUAGGUUUUUUCGAUGAAUAUAAGCUGAUACGACACCAUGGUAUUUCUUCAAAACACAAUUUAUUUGUAGUUUUUGUCUAUCACGUAACUUGCAAAUGUUUUUAUUCGUUCGUCCUUGAUUGAUCACGUGGCAACCAUAAUUGAAAUUGCUUUAAAAUAAAAUUCUGUGCGACUAUGCCAUAGCUUUCAAUAAUAAUAAUGACAAUAUUUUUAAAAUUAAGCCUCUGUCAGCGUCUGUAUAAAAUAAAAAAUCAUAACGGUAAACGCUAUUUAAAACUAAAACUAUCACCCCUGGUUUACUGACCUAAUUCCAACCGAUGUCACGUGUCAUCGGGGAUUCGGCAUUGGAGAUUGUGUCGGAAAUAGAUUAUUAAUGACUGUUUCUCGGUGUGUUCUGUUCGAGAUUAUAUUCAACCAAGAUUUAAAUUUAACUAGCAAUUGGUCAGCGAAACCAUUAAAUGUGUGAUCCAAUAAUUAUUUUAAUACCUACCAGUACCUGGAAUUCAUACGGUUCGUCGAAAACGCGCGAUUCACAAGCGAAGUGCACAAUCCAUGCAGAUAUCGUCUUCCUAAGUUCCUUCGACCGCCACGUGGCGAUCCACAAAGGCAACUUUCCAGACCCGUUGUUCAUGUACUUACUACGUGUAAGGAAUUGCAUUACCAUGUUUCAGUCAUAAUUAUUUGUCAUAAUACCCAAUCGAUGUUUAUGUGUUGUCCCUUCUACAUACAUACAUAUAUUAGCCCCCUUCAAUCAAAUGGUUGGGUGAUCUAAUGUUUUUUAGAUCAUAAUGCCUGUCAGUUGAGUCAAGUGAUUUGGUUUUCACCAGAGGCUAGCAGGUGUUACUCCCCCCCCCCCUCUCUCUCUCUCUCUUUCUCCUCGCUCUCAAACAAUCUGUGAUAAAAGUGUGCAUUUAGUCUAUCAGCCACAGAUUGUCAGUCAGUAGUACCCCUACUGUCCACGAUACAUUGUGCACAAUCCGUCAGGUUGUAUAAUUUACCUCAGUGCUUAUUUGUCCUUGGUGUUUACUCACCCAGAUAUACAUAUUUGGUAUAUCAAAACUAUGUAGUUUAUUUUUGCUUGCCACACAUUAUUCAAAUUGGCAACAAGUGAAUGCCAAAGAAAAAAAAUCCUUUGUAUGUCUUGUUUGCAUGGAUAUAUUUUGUGAAUCAAAUCUGUAUUUUUAUACGCCCACAUUGAAAUGUGGUCGUAUAUUGUCGAUCCCUUCCAUCCGUCGGUGUGUCCGGGGUCCACAAUUGCUUGUGGAUACUCUAGAGGCUGAAGUUGACUUUAAAUUUAUACACAAUGAUUGAGGUCAUGAGACGAAGAAUUCUAUUGAUUUCCGAUAAUUACUUCCAGAGUUUUGGCCCUUGAUAUUAAAUGUUAUAUACAUGUAUAUACUAAACAUUAGUAUAGGGCAGAACUAGUCUAGAAGCCAAAUAAAUUCAAAUGAUUUCCGAUAAUUACUUAAUGGGUUGUUACACGAAGUCAGAUUUUAGUGUGCUGUAAAUGUUUGCAUUACUGACCAAAAAAUAAAUGUGUGACGACCCUAGUUGACUUCCGGACGACUUAGCUGAUGUGGGCUUAUGUUUCGUUGUAUGGCAAUCUAUCUUUUUUACUUAUCAAACAGUUUUUUCAAAUCGGCAAAAAGUGAAGAUUUGAGCCAGUCAGUCAGUAUUUACUGGUAUUCUGCAUUUAUUAUAAUAAUAAUGUACUUGUUGUAUUUUAUAUGCUUAUAAAGUUUUUGAAAUGUU